AUGGCCCAUCCCUCACAACUCGGAUUUCAAGACGCAGCUUCACCCCUAAUAGAAGAACUACUUCACUUCCACGAUCACGCCUUAAUAAUUGUAAUCCUCAUCAGUACAAUGGUACUUUAUAUUAUUGUUGCCAUAGUCACAGCGAAACUUACGGACAAACUUGUUCUAGACUCCCAAGAAAUUGAAAUCAUCUGAACAGUUCUCCCAGCUAUCAUUCUUAUUCUUAUUGCCCUCCCAUCCCUUCGAAUCUUGUACCUAAUGGAUGAAAUCAACGACCCCCACCUCACAAUCAAAGCCAUAGGCCAUCAGUGGUACUGAAGCUAUGAAUACACAGAUUAUGAGGACCUCGGCUUCGACUCAUAUAUAACCCCUACACAAGACCUUACACCCGGGCAAUUUCGGCUCCUUGAAGCCGAUCAUCGGAUAGUGACCCCCGUUGAGUCCCCCAUCCGAGUGCUUAUUUCCGCUGAAGACGUAUUACACUCUUGAGCAAUCCCCGCUUUAGGUGUAAAAGUAGAUGCUGUACCCGGCCGACUAAAUCAAACAACUUUUAUUAUUAGCCGCCCAGGUGUGUUCUUCGGACAAUGCUCUGAAAUCUGCGGGGCUAAUCACAGCUUCAUACCAAUCGUUGUAGAAGCAGUCCCCCUUCAGCACUUCGAAAACUGGUCUUCGUUAAUAAUUGAAGAAGCCU
Paralichthys olivaceus (Japanese flounder) is the source of this 691-nucleotide messenger RNA. NCBI's taxonomy places the organism in Eukaryota, Metazoa, Chordata, Actinopteri, Pleuronectiformes, Paralichthyidae. The record is from the annotation of a RefSeq genome assembly.